GGGAGUAUAAAAGAACGGGCAUUGGCCGCAAUAAGAUACGUUUUUUUUUUUCUCUUACACACUUACCCAUCUAAAAAUCAAUCAUGGCUCCCAAGACUGCUACUGCUGGCAAGGCUCCUGCCAAGACCACCGAAAAGAAGAUCAAGUCGACUGACGGCAAGAAGAGAAAGAUCUCUCGCAAGGAAACCUAUUCUUCCUACAUCUACAAGGUGUUGAAGCAGGUUCACCCCGAUACUGGUAUCUCCAACAAGGCCAUGUCCAUCUUGAACUCGUUCGUCAACGAUAUCUUUGAACGUAUCGCCACCGAAGCUUCCAAGUUGGCCACCUACAACAAGCGUUCCACCAUCUCUUCUCGCGAAAUUCAAACCGCCGUUCGUCUCAUCCUUCCUGGUGAAUUGGCCAAGCACGCCGUCUCUGAAGGCACCAAGGCCGUCACCAAGUACACCAGCUCCAAAUAAGU
Molecule: messenger RNA, 460 nt
Organism: Radiomyces spectabilis
Lineage: Eukaryota; Fungi; Mucoromycota; Mucoromycetes; Mucorales; Radiomycetaceae
Product: histone H2B
Exons: 1
Coding region: 84-458 (124 amino acids)
Biological process (GO): nucleosome assembly
Cellular component (GO): nucleosome
Molecular function (GO): DNA binding; protein heterodimerization activity; structural constituent of chromatin
Source: RefSeq, a predicted model, not a curated record